CCCUCUCUCCCCAUGUCUCUCUCUCUCUCUCCCUCGUUUCCUACCUCUCUCAGUAAGGACUGCACAGGGAGUAUUGGACUGCGAGGCAUCUGGACUGUGCCAAGUGUGCGUGCACUAGUAGUCCAGAGAGCCUCCACAGGGGUAGCUGUUGCUGGUGGUGCUUCAUGAAACUCUGUUAGACUUGACCCCCCGCACAAUGGCAGACACUCGUCUCUGGCUGUGCCUCAGCCUGAUGCUGGCUCUCCACACGGGCCCACUGCAUGCCUGGUGGUGGAACGCAGCAACAACGCCGUCUCCGGUCAACAACCCGGGGACAGCAGCAGUAGCAGGAACGGAGAUGAAGGAGGAGAAGAUCACAGACGUGGGCUCAGAGAUCCUGGACGUGGCCAGCGGAAUCAAGCAGAUCAUGCAGACGUGGGAUCAGGACCCAAGAGCUGGCGGAGCAGGGCGGACAGGGGAGCAAUCGACGGGUAAUGACAGGUUACGAGUGGAGCAGCUGGUGUUUGGUUCUGAGGCAGGUCAUGGAGGGUCCUCUGGGGGAGAGAAAGGGUAUGAUGGUCCCUUGGUUACAGCUAGGGCUUUGGCAGAUUCAGGUUCAGGGUCUACUAACCCUUCUGGUGUAGGUAACGACUGGCGGCUGCGUGACGUCACCGUGCCGGCCUGGAUGACCGCUGGUGACGUGUCUCCCGUCUGUCUCCCGCGCGGCUCUGAUUGGGGCUUCUGCUCGUCUGGCGGCAGGGCGUCUAGCACCUUCACCGUGCCCAACUUCCUGAACCACACCAGCGCGGAAGAGGUGGGGGCCACCCUGGGCGACUGGGCGGGGCUCCUGAGCUCACGGUGCCACCGGGAUGUGGAGAGGUUUUUCUGCCUCCUCCUGGCGCCGGCUUGUCCGGGGUCAGGUGCUCUUCCGUCUCCGUCACCCCCUCCUCUUCUGCCCUGUCGCAGCCUGUGCGCGAUCCUGACGGAUGCGUGCUGGGGGGCUCUGGGCGGGCGAGAGCUGCCCGUCACGUGCGACUCUUUACCGGAGGGUCUGCCCCAUCAGCACCCUUGCCAGCCCGUGUCCAGUUGUAGAUGUGCAGUAGACCUGACACUGCAGCAGAUAGUGGAGGACCCAGAGUCGUCGUCGGUCGAGCGGAGCGUUGAUCCGGACGGCAACCCGGCCUUCAUCUUCUCCAAGAAGUCUGGGGUGUCGCGGCUGGCCUACGGUCUCCUGGACAGCCCCUUCCACCGCAACUUUGCCCUGCUCUUCCGCCUGAUGGCUGCCAAUGACACCGGCAUGCUCUUCGCCCUCACUGACAAGUCCCAGAUGCGGAUCCAGCUGGGCGUGAAGCUGACCCGCGGGAAGCUGACCGGACGGCAGGUGGCGGUCUACUACAGCGACUCCAAGGGCAAGACGUACGGCAAGGCACGGUUCGCGCCUGUCGCCUACUUUCCGCUGCCCACCGAGAACCACGUGUGGACGCGCUUUGCCAUCUCUUUCAGCGCCAACAAGAUCUCCUUCUUCCACAACUGCAACCGCGAGCCCAUGGUGGGGACGUUCAGUCGCUCCAAUGCACCCCAGCUGGUGGAGGCAGGGGCGGCCAUCAUGGUUGGGCAGGGAGGCCACCAAGACGGGGAUAAGUUUGAGGGCCAGAUAUCCCAGUUGACCAUCAGUGGGGACCCAGCCGCAGCUGAGAGACAGUGCUACACGUCUGAUGAUGAGGAUGAGGAUGAUGCCUCAGGAAGUGGAAGUGGAGAUGGCAUUGACACUGAUACUGAUGACGGCAUCACGACACGACCUCCCAAACAAAAGACCCAGGAUGUGCAACUUCUGCCAGAACCCCCAGUGUCCCGCACUGCCUCCAAGGGAUCUCUUGACACUGGACGGGAAGAAACAGGCCCCAAAGGAGACUCAGGGUUUGACACUGAGGGUUCUGGUGACACCUCUGAGCAGGAAGCCCCUAGAGAAAAGGGAGGUAAAGUGGUUGGCUCUCCCGGCAUGAAGGGGGAUACCGGACCUCCAGGUCCUCCAGGUCCUCCAGGGCCUCAGGGUCCACUCACAGAAGUUAUGGACGCUGGGGACGGGAAGGUGGUGCACAAAGUGGAGGGCCGCCAAGGACCACCGGGGCCACGGGGGCCCUCAGGGCAACCUGGGCCAGCAGGCCGUGAUGGCCAAACUGGUGAAAAGGGUGACCAGGGUGUAGAGGGUGCUGGUGGGCCGCAUGGUUUCCCAGGAACCCCAGGGAACACUGGAAUGAAGGGGCAGAAGGGGGAGCAUGGGGUGGGCCAACCUGGACCUCCGGGGCUCCCAGGGCCCCCAGGGAAUGGAGAGACGACCUUUGUGGAUGUGGAAGGCUCUGGAGGAAAAAUGCCUGUACGGCGUGGACCCCCUGGUCUUCCCGGACCACCAGGACCGCCUGGCCCAGCAGGUUCUGGAGAAGAUUCCAAUGGAUCAGGGGCAUCUGGACCCAAUGGAAAGCCUGGACGUCCUGGACCUUCUGGGCCUAUGGGGAAAGCAGGACUUCCUGGCCCACCUGGGCCAAGAGGAGAAAAGGGAGAUUGUGGGACUUUGGGACUUCCUGGAUCUGGAGGGGAUACUCAAGACGGUUUUUCUGUCACUUCUUUUUUCGACAACUGGCUGCCUUAUUUUUCGUCCACAGCAGCACCACAGGGUAAACUGGGUAACGGUGGAUUGCCUGGAUCCCCAGGUCCUAUGGGCCCAUCUGGACCUCCUGGGCUUCCUGGGCCCCCAGGCCCAGCUGGAAAGGUCACCAUUGAACAGAAUGGCACUGAGGUGACCCUCGUUGAAGGACCACCUGGACCUCCCGGGUCUCCAGGUCCAAAGGGCCCUCAAGGUAUUCCAGGUCUACCGGGAAAGGCUGGAUUUCCAGGAAUUGCAGGCCAGAAAGGCAGCGAGGGUCCGCGGGGACGGGAUGGUUUUCCAGGAAUGGAUGGCUUCCCUGGGAGACCGGGGGAUAAAGGAGAACGAGGACUCAGGGGUGAAAGGGGGGAGGCAGGGAAGGAUGGAGGUCCACCAGGGCCUCCUGGGCUUCCAGGACCACCAGGGGAGAUCGUGUUCCCGAAUGUAGGAGACCAUGAGGGAGUUGUUGGGAUCGCUGGACCACCGGGUCAGCCUGGUCUUGCUGGUCGGGCAGGAUUCCCUGGCCCAAUGGGGCCAAAAGGGGACAGAGGGGAGCGUGGGCAGUCAGGUGUUCCUACUAAGGGCCAGAAAGGAGAACCUGGUGUGAUUUUGGCUGCGGAUGGAAGCCGUCUGUAUCCGGGGUUGACAAGCCAGCCAGGGGAGCCUGGACCAACUGGGCCUCAAGGACCUCCUGGUAUACCCGGCUAUCCAGGGCAGAAGGGGGAGUUUGGAAUGCCAGGCAGGCCGGGGCGCCCAGGUCUGAACGGGCUGAAGGGAGAGAGGGGAGACUCAGUUGGUGGACAUGGAGGAUAUCCGUUCCCGGGUCUUCCUGGGCCUCCAGGUCCUCCAGGACCACCGGGCCCCGCUGGGGCUGUUCUCUCACUGGACAGCUUCUCUAAAAAUGGAGAACGAUCCAGGCAUCAUCCAGUACUUAAAGGAGACAAAGGAGACCAAGGAGCUCCAGGCAUCCCAGGGUUCUCAGGUGGCACAGGAGGCUUUGACUUCAAUGCUUAUAAGAAUGAGCUGAAAGGUGAAAGGGGAGAUACAGGCAUGAAGGGGGAGAAAGGAGAAGCGGUUGGUGGAGGGUACUAUGACCAACGAUACGGCGGAAUCGCUGGUCCUCCAGGCCCUCCAGGGCCACAGGGUCCGAGGGGAGACUCAGUAAGGGGCCCACAAGGACCUGCCGGGCCUCAAGGCCAGCCAGGAUACGGUCGCCCAGGAAACCCAGGUCCUCCGGGGCCACCUGGACCUCAAGGAUCUAACUUACCUGGAGCACAUCGAUCCUCUCACACCGUAAAUGUCCCAGGCCCACCUGGUCCACCAGGGCCACCUGGAGUUCCUGGUUUGGCCUCAGGGGUCAUGGUUCUGAGGACUUACGACAGCAUGGCCUCUAUCUCGAGACAACAGCCUGAGGGGACACUCGUCUACAUCACAGACAACACAGACCUGUACAUAAGAGUGCGAGAAGGUUGUCGAAAAGUACAGCUUGGUGAAUACACUCCCUUCCCUAGAGAAGAAAACAAUGUGGCAGCCGUCAACCCUCCCCCAGUGGUGCAGUACCCUCCAGAUCACACGGGGCCUGAUUCUGGGGCCUCCUCAUCGUCUGAGAGAGCCCCCCCUCAGUCUGAGGGCCAGUCCGAGUCCCUGGAGAUCAUUCCUCAGUCAGGGUACCCUCAUCACCCGGCGUCCCCACCCCGGCACCCUUCUAACCCCUCCUAUCCUUUCAAUCCUGCCUACCCUCCUCAACCUGGGUACCCUCCUCAAUCUGGGUACCCUCCUCAACCUGGGUACCCUCCUCAACCUGGGUACCCUCCUCAACCUGGGUACCCUCCUCAACCUGGGUACCCCAAAUACACAGUGACAUCUCAUGGGACCUACCCACAACAGCCCCCACCCGCAGACCCCAGGUACUCCCCCUCACAGCCUGAGGGACGGUAUCCGGACCACCGCUAUCCUAAUGGCCGGCUUCCCAGCAGCACCCACCGAAGGCCCAGUGACCCCCAGCCCCCAGCUUCCACCCACGAGCACAGGGCUGGGCCUGCGCUGCACCUGAUCGCCAUGAACCACCCGCAAGAGGGCAACAUGCGGGGCAUCCGAGGUGCCGACCACGAGUGCUUCACGCAGGCACAGGCUAUAGGCAUGAAGGGAACAUUCCGGGCUUUCCUUUCGUCACGGCUGCAGGAUCUCUACAGCAUUGUGCGCAGGUCUGACCGGGAGCGCAUUCCCAUCGUCAACCUGAAGGAUGAGGAGCUUUUCAGUAGCUGGGAGUCCAUCUUCAGCGAAUCAGAGGGCAAGAUCAGGGCCAACGUCACCAUCUUCUCAUUCGACGGCAGGGAUGUUCUCACUGAUGAUGCUUGGCCAGAGAAGAUGAUGUGGCACGGCUCAAGCACGCGCGGCCAGCGCGUCACAGACAGCUACUGUGAGACGUGGCGUGAAGCUAACCACGCCCUCACGGGGAUGGCCUCCUCGCUCCAAGAUGGCCGUCUCCUGCAGCAGACACAGCGCAGCUGCACCAACUCGUACGUGCUGCUGUGCAUCGAGAACAGCUCCAUUGCCUAGCAACGCUGUCUCGGCAACCACCUCCUUCUCCAGACACCAGUUCCUAGUGGUCCUAAAUGCAGACUCUGAUACACUGGCCUUUUAAAGAUGAUGCCAACACUCGUUAAUUGGGUGAUUUAGAACAUAGAGACAUCAGUGGCAACAGGUACUAGUGUGUGUAAAUCUCAAGUCAGCUAGUUCUGCUUGCUCAAAAAGAGUGCCUUCACAUCCUGUCUGGUGUUGACUGGACCUAGCCAUAGUCAUCCUGGCACAUUUUAAAUUCCAUUGGUGUCUCUUAGCAAUUACAAUCCAAGUUUUGUGUAUUAAGAUAUUUUAAGUGUUCUUGUUGAGUGUCCCUUUAAGAUGACCAACCAUGACUGUGUAAGAAAUGCCUGUCCGAAACUCGUGUGUUUGGACAGAUGUCUAACAUCAGGGGGUUGUUUUGGCUGAGGUCAGAGUUCACAAUCACACAUUCCAAAACAAAAUUGUUUUCCCAGUGCACUUGGGAGUCUGGGCUCCUCUGUGGGCCCCCCCUGCCUGUGUAUUUGAAUGCCAGUGAGGAUCGCCCCCUCUGUUGAGGGUACCGGUUGUCCAUUCCACCCAUUUCAAUGUCCCGACUUCAGGGACACAUACUUUUAUGAUUGCCCUUUUAUCUCAGCUAAAAUUAGGGGGGACCAGCCAUUCAUUCAUAGUUACAUUUCCAUUAGUGCACUGAGUAUACUGUUUUAUAUGUACUGUAUUUAUAUACAUAGCUACCACUGUCAAAACACAACUGUCUCUGAGCCAGGCCUAAAUCCAUGAGGAAAUAAGACUUUUAUAAUUCAUCUGAUAGAGGCACAGAGUACUUUCAGAAAGUAGAAUGGCAUCAGAUUUGUUUUACCUGAUUACACUUAACAUGGCAAAGUAUACUAGUAUCACCUGUGCUUGUGUAAUCCUUAGAGUAUGGAUUACUUUAUAUGGUUACAGUAUUGGGUUCUUUGUGGUUAACCGAGGCAAUGAACAGGUUGUGAUUGGUGUUGCCAUGUUUGCGUGCUUGUGAUUUAUGACGAUGAUGUUAAGCUGCCUUCUGACCAAAGAUAUAGGGCUGGCACUAGUGGGGUCAAUAGAUUCAAGGUGCAGACAGCGUUGAAAGGACAAGAGAGAAUGAUAUUAUUGGAAUGGAUUGUACAUGGAAAAGAAUGCGUGUUUUAUUUUUGUAUAUGUAUUUUAAUUCACAUUUUUCAAAACAACUUUUUCCAUUAUUGUAACGUCGUUUCCCAUAUUAACAUACUUGGUAUUUUGUAACGUACACUUUUUUUACUCCUCAAGGAAUACUUACUUAGAUUCAAUAUUUAUUUCUGAAGAUACUACCACCAUAACCAUAAAGUCAGUGUUUUAUUUUCUGAGUCAUAACAGGUUAUAUCAGAAAAAAAAAGAACAGAACUUCACCUGCAGCCUGCUAGCAUUCUUUUUUCUAGCUUUUUGACCUAAUCAGCAGACAAGGGGUUGAAAAUGUGUAUUACCAUUUUGAGUUCAAUAAUUUGCAGACUUACAACACUUAAGGCAAAGUGAACUAACACAUUCCGCAGUCGCGACUGCUACUACUGUUUAUGAAAGUGGACCCAAGUAAGAUAUCUAAACAUGCUGAUAAUGGUUAAGAAAACAUACUGAUAAUGGUUAGGAAAACAUACUGACUGAUAAGACAUGAGCAUAAUGUUGAAGUUUUGUGCUGAGGCUGCAGUAUUGCCAGUCCCAGGGGCAUCCUUUCGCCACUGUAAAGCUGCCAGCCUCAGUGGGAAUCAAAUGUACUGUACAAUCUUCUAAUGCUAAUCAUGUAAGCCUGGGGAUAACACACUACACACUACACACACUAUGCAGUUUCUCUGAAGAACACUUCAUGCCCAAGCCUUUAGCCCUCGCUUGUGCACUGCCAAAAAAAAUGGGUGAGAUUAUUUUUCACUGAAGUCAUUGGUAAUCAAUCAUUCACGGUUCAGAAAUGUAUGACUUUUCUCCAAGGCACUAACUUUUCUAAUAAAUGUUUUCCCACAAAA
This is a messenger RNA of Clupea harengus (Atlantic herring), 7188 nucleotides long. RefSeq names its product collagen type XVIII alpha 1 chain b (gene col18a1b). Gene Ontology annotation, molecular function: protein binding; extracellular matrix structural constituent conferring tensile strength. Gene Ontology annotation, cellular component: collagen type IX trimer. Gene Ontology annotation, biological process: extracellular matrix organization. The record is from RefSeq and is a predicted model, not a curated record. Lineage: Eukaryota; Metazoa; Chordata; Actinopteri; Clupeiformes; Clupeidae.